Messenger RNA from Amphimedon queenslandica, 1145 nucleotides. RefSeq names its product putative L-aspartate dehydrogenase. The record is from RefSeq and is a predicted model, not a curated record. Lineage: Eukaryota; Metazoa; Porifera; Demospongiae; Haplosclerida; Niphatidae. Gene Ontology annotation, molecular function: NADP binding; L-aspartate dehydrogenase [NAD(P)+] activity. The transcript has 8 exons. Gene Ontology annotation, biological process: NAD+ biosynthetic process. Bases 110 to 1075 code for a protein of 321 amino acids.
CGUGUAUCUUUUGAGCAAAAUUUUGCACAGGCUUUGUUCUGGCAUGGUAUGGACCAACACAAAAACCAAAUAAGGAAUUGGGUAAUGUGUUAGAUAUGCUCAUUACUAGAUGGUCACUGAUUUGUUUGGCUGUGGCCAGACUAAUCACCUACAAAACUAUGGUAGUUUUGUAGUAUCUGUGGUCAUAUAUAUGUGGCUGCAAUACAUUCCUGCAGUCAAAUUACUUUGGAAGAGAUUGUUUUUUGAAAUAAUGGAGAAAAGAAGAGUGGGAAUAGUUGGAUUUGGUAGUUUAGGCCAGUAUCUUUAUCAUGCUUUACAAGACUCUAAGGAUGAAUAUGAGAUUGCAUUUGUUUGGAAUAGAUCAGCUGAGAAAAUGAGAGACAUUGUUCCACCUGAACUAAUCCUUAAUGAUCUCAAAUCUUGCCACUCAAAAUCUCCACAUAUUAUCAUUGAAGUGGCUCAUCCAUCAAUAGCUGCUGAAUACGGUGCCUUGUUCUUGCAAUCUGCUGAUUUCCUUAUUGGCUCAGGUACUGCAUUGGCUGAUGAUGAAGUAAUGAAGAGGAUAAAGGGAGCAUGCACUGCACAUGCACUGUAUGUACCAGUUGGGGCUCUGUGGGGUGGACAUGAUAUACAGAGAAUGGCUGAUAGGGGAACACUAAAAGGACUUAAGAUUACAAUGAAAAAGCCUCCUGCUGCAUUGAAGGUUGUUGGCCCACUGAAAGAUAAACUAGAGCUAGUGAAAGACACCCCACUUGUACUAUAUGAAGGUCCAGUUAAAGAUCUUUGUCCCCUUGCUCCAUGCAAUGUCAACACUAUGGCAGGAGCAUCCAUAAUAGCACAUAAUCUUGGAUUUGAUCAAGUUAUUGGUUGUCUUGUUGCUGAUCCAAGUUUGACCUAUCAUGUUGUUGAGGUAGAGGUGAAGGGUCCUGGUAGCGAUGAGAAUCAUUUUAGUGUUCGAGUUACUCGUUGCACACCAGCAAUUGUAGGAGAAGUCACAGGAAAGCAAACAUUUUUUACUUUCCUCAGUAGUUUAUUAGCUGCAAGAGAUAAAGGGCCUGGCAUUCACCUUUGCUAAAAAAGCAUCAAAACUUGACUAAAUAAACUUACUUUAAAACUUGAUUAAAUAAACUUACUUUAAAACUUGA